This is a messenger RNA of Aegilops tauschii subsp. strangulata, 564 nucleotides long. The record is from RefSeq and is a predicted model, not a curated record. Lineage: Eukaryota; Viridiplantae; Streptophyta; Magnoliopsida; Poales; Poaceae.
AUGGGAAUUGACAAGAGAAAGCGGCAGAAACAGGAACGUGCCAAUAGCACACCACGCCAAGAUGAACUCCAACAGCAGGAUGAUGUCAACAACCCCAAAAACAAUAAUGAACGCAACAAACAAAGCAUCCUCACAAUAGACAAUGCUACAACAACUACUACCACAACACAAGCACAAAAUACGAUCGACGUCAGAACCAGUGAACAGGAAACAAACGAGUACGUAGAUCUCGAAGAUCAAGAAGUAGCACAACCAAAGGAAACUCGAAAACACACAGAACUUCAAACAACAAUGUUUGAAGAGGAAAAGGAAGCAAAUGAAAUCAAUGCCAUAGACAUUCAACAAGAAAAACAAGAGGACAACACAAAACAAGGAGAAGCCGCACAAGAACCUCAAGAGAGCACCAACAAUCAAGACCAUCAAACACAACCAGAGGAUCCCAAUGAACAAGCGCUUCAAACGACAGAGGAGGUCAAUGAGCAAGAGGAGGCCACUGAAGAAGGGAAACAUGUUCCUCAAACAGUAGACAUCAACGUCACUGAAGACCAAGCCCCAAAAUAUUGA